AAAAUAAAAAAAAAGAAAAUAAAAAUUCCCUUUUUCUCUUUUUCAAAGUAGACAACUUCUUUUUUUUUAUCUUGCCAUGGCUUUCAGAUUAUUGACCAAGAGUGCUGCAGUUGCUCGUCCUGCCAUGAUGGCUGCUUCUCGCCAAACUGUUCGUGCUUCCGCUGUCCGUGGAUUCACCUCCAAGACCGAAGAGGAACCCAAGCAAAAGGCCAACAGCUUCCUCGAUUCUCUUCCCGGUAACUCUCUCAUUUCCAAGACUGGUUAUGUUACUGCUGCCACUGGUUUGUCUGCUUUCUUGAUCUCCAAGGAAAUCUACGUCAUUAACGAAGAAACUUUGGUCUUGAUCUCUUCUGCUGGUCUCCUCGGUGUCCUUAUCAAGUACCUCAGAGAACCUUUCACCAACAUGGCCAACGAACACAUUGAGCGUAUCAAGAGCAUCUUGGUCCAAGCCCGUGAUGACCACAAGGGUGCUGUUCAAGAGCGUAUUGAAGAAGUUGGACAAAUGAAGGAUCUUGUGCAAGUUACAAAGGCUCUCUUUGAGCUCUCUCGUGAGACUGCUCAAUUAGAAGCUCAAGCUUUCGAAUUGAAGCAAAACGUUGCUGUUGCCACCGAGAUCAAGUCCACCUUGGACUCUUGGGUUCGUCAUGAAACCAGUCUCCGUGAACGUGAGCAAAAGCAAUUGGCUGCCUUCUUGAUCGAAAAGAUCAACAAGGACUUGCAAGACCCUGCCAUCCAACAACAAAUCUUGGACCAAGCUAUUUUGGAUGUCCAAAACGUUGCCAAGACUGCUUAAAUUUGAUAUUAUACAUGAACCUUUUUAUUAUUACUAUUAUUAUUAAAAAAAAAAGUGUGUUUUUUUUUGUUCA
Molecule: messenger RNA, 866 nt
Organism: Mucor mucedo
Lineage: Eukaryota; Fungi; Mucoromycota; Mucoromycetes; Mucorales; Mucoraceae
Exons: 7
Coding region: 77-793 (238 amino acids)
Biological process (GO): proton motive force-driven ATP synthesis
Molecular function (GO): proton transmembrane transporter activity
Source: RefSeq, a predicted model, not a curated record